CACCGUCCCGUCGCCGUUCGCUGUACUCGGCGGGCAGUUUGAAUUCGUUACCGGCACGCGCGUGUUCGAUACCCCUCACACCGUUUCUCGAUAAUAAUAUUAUACAUGUGAUGUUUGUGUACAACGAUUUAUGAUCUUUGGUUUGUAUUCUCGAUCCUCGUACGAUAUAACCCGUCUAAUUAGUUCAGUUUUACUGUCAGAUUUGGUGCGAUUGUGCGUAAUUUUUUUUUCCAAUUCUAUAUUCAAAGCUGCCGAGACUACUCAACGAGUCCGCUUCGCACGCGUUUGAUUCGCUAAUCAGGAUCUAAACAUGCCACCUGGCGUUGCAGUGGCUCAGAGUUCGAUUUCGUCGGGCUAUGCAGCUUGUUCAUUGAUCAACGUGGACAGACAAGAUCAACAGCAGACUCUCCGUGGUAAUUUUUCGGAAAAUAUGGAUUCACACAUGGGAAUUAGCAGCAGCAGUAGUAGCAGUAGCAGCAGCAGCAGUAGUAGCAGCAGCAGCAGUGCUAGCAGCGUAGAGAGUGCUGAACUUUCAGAUAAAGAUCAACUUCAAGUGCAAUCCUGUUACAAAGGCUUAAAAACACAGGUGUACGUGUGCGGAUCGAUGGCCAACUUGUACGUGCACAACUCGUCUCCGGAAAACAGCUGGGACCUGAAGUUCACCGGAAUCCCGGUCGUGCUGUACGACAGCGGAGAGACCCGGUCCAGGGACAAGCCCCGGAUCCAGAUACUUCUCGUGGAGCGCGGCACGUGCUUCGCCCUGUGGCGGGACACGAUCGACAACUUGACUUCGUACAAGGUGUCCAGCCAGGGGUUCCACACCAUGUGCUUGUCGACCGACCACACCCAGCUGAUCGGGUUGAGCUUCGACUGUUCGGAAGCCGCCCAGCAGCUGUGGUCGCACAUCGACCGGCUCACUUCCGACCCGGAGAACAUCCGGCUGUCGGGCCCCGGCAACCGGUCGAAGAGCUCCCGGAAACAGAAACACAGACCGGCCCCGGUCCGCCGGCUCCCCGACAAGUCGCACAUAUCGCAACCGUGCUGUUUCGAGCACAUCACCAACGUCGAGGUGUCCGACCGGUCCAGAUACUUGUCCCUGCAGAGUCUCGUGCCGACUCCGGGCAUGGUGUCGCUCGACGCUCCGUGACCGGGCAACGCGACAUGAGGACUCGCGGGACGGUUCCGGGAGACGAAGACGGCGGCAGCGGCGCACGUCAUAAUAUAUAAUUGUUAUUAAUAUAAUAUAUAAUAAUAUAGAAUAGAAGAUGGGAUCUCUGUACAUAUAUAGGUAUAGUCAGUUUAUUAUUUGUCGUUGUCGCGAAAUCCGGAAAACGUGUAAUGUAACGAUGAAGAGUCGACUGUAAUAUUAUAAAAACACAAACACUCGACGGGUGUGUGUCGUUCCAAUCGAAUCCUUUUACACUUAAUAUUCUUUAUCCUAUAUAGACCCUAUUAAAGUCCGCACUGGAAAACGUAUUACUCUGUAGAUAAUGUUAUGAUAAUACAAGGUAUUAACGAUUGUGAGUAUAGUAUUGUCGUAGUAGUUGUAGGAUGUCAUCGUUCGUGUCGAACGAACGGGAGAGUAAAACGUUAUAAUAUACCCACUACACGAUCCCGUAUACUAUAUAUAUAUAUACAUAAAUAAUGCUAAUAAUAUUAUAAUAUUUAAAGAUAUAUAUAUAUAUAUAGAAAUUCAAAUCGUGAUAUUAUGUUAAGCUUGAGAAUAGUUAUGUCGCCGACGGUAAAUUAUGCAUGUUUAUUGUUCAGUGAUUGUAAAACUGAUUGAUAGAAAUGUAUGUUUAUGGCAUAAACUACCUAGUUGUUGUAAAUAGCGAUGUUAAGAUAAUAUACUUGAACGAAAUUAUUUAAUUAUUAUGUAUUACGCCCAAAUAUAAUAUAUAAUGGAUGGUCAUUAAAUAAGACAUUUUACAAGCUUACAAAUUCUUGUACGCUCGUAUCCUUUAUUAUUAUUGCCUAUAUACAUAAUCAUAUUAAUAUCCCAUAACCACGUCGUAUAAGCUUGUGUAAACUCUCUAAGCAAUGUUUAUAUUAUGUUAUUACCUGUUAUGUAAUUGUAUUGAAUUUAUGACAAUAUUUUUCCUUAUACACUUCAUGCUUUUACUUUUAAUUUUAAUAGAAUAAGCAUUAAGUAUAUAUCCAUGUAAAAUUAUUACAAUGAAAUAUUGUUUUUUUUUUUUUUUAAUUUAUUAAUAAAUAUUAAGACUAAAAUAUGUAACUAUGAUUAAUACUUAUUACUUUUUAGUAUUUAAAUAUAAGUAAUAUAAUAUAAUCUGUUGUUAUACCUAAUAAUAUAAAUUUAUUUAUACUCACUAUGAAA
Molecule: messenger RNA, 2338 nt
Organism: Aphis gossypii (cotton aphid)
Lineage: Eukaryota; Metazoa; Arthropoda; Insecta; Hemiptera; Aphididae
Gene: MESR3
Exons: 3
Coding region: 311-1147 (278 amino acids)
Biological process (GO): regulation of transcription by RNA polymerase II
Cellular component (GO): nucleus
Molecular function (GO): RNA polymerase II cis-regulatory region sequence-specific DNA binding; DNA-binding transcription factor activity, RNA polymerase II-specific
Source: RefSeq, a predicted model, not a curated record